AAAGCACUAUAUUAACGGUCAUAACAACUCAUAAUUUCUCUCUAACUCUCAUUCUCUCACUUACAAUCAUGGCUAUUACGCCAAUGAAUUCAAACCUCCUCUACAAGAUUAUUAUUGUUAUUUCCUUCCUUGCACUCACAACUUGCCCGGUUGCCUCGGCUGAAGAAUGCACCUCGAACCACCAAGGAGCAUGUCAUAACCGGAGCGAGGCGCUCAAGUAUAAGAUAAUAGCAAUAUUUGCAAUUCUGGUGACAAGCAUGAUCGGCGUAACGCUGCCGACGCUCUCACGCGUUGUGCCGGCAAUUCACCCAGACCGUGAUCUUUUUGUGUUAGUGAAGGCCUUUGCCUCCGGUGUCAUCCUCGCCACGGGUUACAUGCACGUAUUGCCGGACUCAUUCAAUGACCUCAUGUCGGACUGCUUGCCGAAAAAUCCGUGGCACAAAUUCCCAUUUACUACAUUCAUCGCCAUGUUUUCUGCUAUUUUCACCCUCAUGGUGGACUCUUUCUCCAUCAGUUUCUUUAAAAAGAGAAUCGCUGCUUCUUCUUCUUCUUCUUCUUCUUCUUCUACUACUACUACUACUACUACUACUGAUAUUUCCGAGAACAUUGAAGUUGAUGGUGGUUGCCGCAAAGUGAAUAAAGAAUUGGAAUCGCUUAGCCACAGUCACACUCACGGUCAUGAGAUUGAACAUGGAAAUGGAAACAUGAAAGUUGUGAGUGCGGAACAGUUGCUACGCUAUCGUGUUAUCGCUCAGGUGUUGGAGCUAGGAAUUGUGGUGCACUCAGUGGUGAUUGGUUUGUCAUUGGGAGCUUCAGAUAAUCCAUGCACAAUUAGGCCUCUCAUUGCAGCACUUUGCUUCCAUCAACUCUUUGAGGGAAUGGGCUUAGGAGGCUGCAUACUUCAGGCAGAGUAUGGGAUGAAGAUAAAGUGCAUUAUGGUAUUCUUUUUUUCCGUGACAACCCCAUUUGGAAUUGCAUUGGGGAUAGCUUUGUCAAAGGUGUACACUGACACAAGUCCAACCUCACUCAUAGUUGAAGGUGUUUUGAAUGCUGUGUCUGCAGGGCUUCUCAAUUACAUGGCAUUGGUAGAGUUAUUGGCCACUGAUUUUAUGGGUCCAAAGCUUCAAAGUAGAGUAAAGCUUCAAAUUUAUUCAUAUCUUUUUGUUUUGGUCGGAGCAGGAGGCAUGUCAGUCAUGGCAAUAUGGGCAUAGAAAAAAAAAUGAAGAAAGAAAGAAUAGAGUAGGGUUUUUAGAGAGGGAUUGUUUUUUACCUUUUUUUACCUUUUUUUUUUUCUCACAUGCCUUCAUGGGUUAUUUAUUCUCUCCCUCUUUCUCUCUCACUCUUCCCAUUUAUGUGUGUGUCAUCUUAGAUUAUAUAGUAUCUACAAUCAAAUAGUUUAUCUCAGCUUGUGAUUUAGUCUAGAAAGGCCUAAUAGAUGUUAGCCAAAUUGCAUGCUUGAAGUUAGGACUUUACGUCAAGGUGUUUUGUUCACUUCUGGGUUGUCACCCAAUUAAAGUAUCAUUGGUUUUUUUCAAAUUUGAUUUAAGGAUAAAAAUCAUAGUAAAUUUUAUAUAAAAAUUAUUUUUGUCAAAUUUAUAAUAAGACUGUAACGA
This is a messenger RNA of Arachis ipaensis, 1613 nucleotides long. Its product is annotated as putative zinc transporter 8. The record is from RefSeq and is a predicted model, not a curated record. Gene Ontology annotation, biological process: zinc ion transmembrane transport. Lineage: Eukaryota; Viridiplantae; Streptophyta; Magnoliopsida; Fabales; Fabaceae. Gene Ontology annotation, molecular function: zinc ion transmembrane transporter activity. Gene Ontology annotation, cellular component: plasma membrane.